GGGUGGGUAUAUGUGUACACAUGGGCUUGACAGAUGGCAGAGCGCUGGUGAUUACUUUAAUCGAGGUUGGGAAACUACUCGGAUUCUAAUCAAAUUGCCUGUUUGGGGCACAACAUACUGGGAAGAUUUUCAGUUGCUGACCUGAAGUCAAGAUGGGAAACGAGCAGUCAACUGAGAAGAAACUGCAAAAGGCAAAUGCUGUUGAGAAAAAGAUCCAAAAUGGAGAAAUGAAUGGACAUGCAGUCCCACCUCCAGACUUACCUGUGGUUAGCAAAGAAGUUGUGCAAAUAAAGUGUGAAAUCCCUCCAGUGACUGACAUAAAAGACCCAAAACCAUCACAAGGUAAAAUGGAGGUGGACAGUAAUAAAGCCAAUGGAGCUGCACAUGUGGUAAAUACCCCUGAAAAGGAAACAGUUGCCGCAACUGGUGCAGAACCCAAAAAAGAGGCACCAAAGUCCACAGAAAAAGAGGUGACCAACAUCUUCGGUAAAAUGUUAAAAAAGAAGAGUGAGCCGGAGAAACCUGCUGCUGCACAGAGCAACGAUGCAGUUGAUGGACAGGUCACAGUGGGGGAUUUGAAAAUUGACCUGCAGCCUAAAACAGUGGACAUUAAGACAAGCACAGAGCCUGAGCCAGAGGAUAAAGCUCUCGAAUCCAUUCUUGUGGAAGUUGCCGAAGACAUUUUACCAUCAGAGGACGUUAAAGAAGCAGAAAAAACAGUUAUGAACUUUUUCAAAACACUUGUCACUCCGACCAAAACAAGCAAAGAAGGCAAAGCUACUCCUGAUGCUUCAAAAGACCAGUCACAGAAGGAGACACCUCCAGCACCAUCAAUAAAUGUACAGGAAGCUCCCAAGGCACCUACUCCACCUCCCCCAGCACCACCUAAGAUGGAAAGUAAAGCGGUGAAGAAAGAGGAAAUGCCUGCAGCAUCUUCAACAAAAGCAGCAGACAGCUCGACCAAGACCAAACCCAAAGACAGUACUUUCAGCAAACUCUUUCGUCCAAAGCCUGUUUUGAUGGAAGAGAAAAAGCCUACUGAGGUGCAGCAGCAGGUAGACGCAUCUAAGACCAGCACCCUUGAGGCAUCCGCCAAACCCGAAGAACCUCCAGCGCCCAAACCAGAGGAGAAGAAACAAGAGAAAAAGUCGACUUUUGGAAUGUUCAAACCUAAGGUACUGCUAGGCCAAAUGAGCACUAGGAUCCAGGCAGCUGCGUCCAGCGUUGCCGCCAGAGUCCAAAUUGCUGCUGGAUCGGCUGCAGAGCCCAAGAAGGAGACUCCAGCUGCACCCACCGUGUCAGACGUUGCUCCAGCCGGGAAGACCAAAGAGGAGCCAAAACCUGCCACCCCGACACCAGCCCCGGACAACAAAUCAGUGGCAAGUACAGAUAACGCCUCGCCCAGCAUCCCUCCCAAACUAGAGAAGAGGAACUCCCUGCAGCUGUUCUUCAAAAACAUGGGCCAAAAACGCCAUUCUGAUGCCGGAGUGCAAACGGAUCCUGUGGCACCCGAGAAGGCCAAAUAAAACCCAGUCUUUGUUUUGAUCGGUCAUCUUUGCCACAAACAUUGACAACCACGUGAAUAGGAAUACAUAUUUGAAUGUUAUAACCAGUUGAGUGGGACUAUUAAAGGUGAAGUGUGUCAUCUCUUCGCCUUUAGUGGCAUCAUAUGGAAUAAUGAAUGUUUUCAAACAGCUUUGCCAAACACAUCUUCUACUGGUCGUCAAACAGAUAGUGCCGCCCCAAACUGUCGCCAUUGACCCUGAUUCUCAAUCAAACAGAGAAGUGUUUUAAAGCACCAAAGAGCUGUAGUAGUUACACUUUAGGCGAAAUCAUCCAACCAAUGGAUUGCUUACAGUUGUCUCUGCAUAUUAAACUGGGGAUAGGAGGAAGUAUUUUAAUAUUGACAAAAGUACACCCUUCACCUUUAACUUGUGCUGACACCGUAGACCCACGUUUAAGUAAUUAUCGCCCUUGGUUUAACUCCCAUUUCCAAUGUGGUUAUGAGGUUGGCCUUAAAGUUAAUACUGUAAUUCUAAAGAAACUAUGCCAUGAAACAUGGUCGAAUUCCCAUGUUUGUAUUUAGUGAGAGCAGAAGUAAGUGUAAAGAUAUUCACUGUUUAGCAAGUGUUAUGUGUUCUUGAUGGGAGGGAAGAAGUUGUUUUGUUUUUCCAAAGAAGUAAAACGUGUUGGAGUUGUAUGAUGAGGCAUAAGAUAGAAAAAUGAAAGUGAACAUGUAAUUCUAUUUACAAAGAUGAACUGCAUUUUCUUUAUUUUCUGUGCAUGUUAAAACUAACACUAUUUAUCGACAUAAAAAGCAAACAUGGUGUAUGUUAUUUGCAUAUGCAAAAAUGAUUUAUGUGAUCAUAAACGAUCUCAUUGUACAAACAAUCUGAUUCUAUGGACAGAAACCUUCUCAAUGACCCAUUGUGUGCUAAAUUCAAUCAACUCAUUUCAAUCUCACUGGAACCUACAAUGGCCAUUUGAAUUCCAUCCUGGUUGUCUGACACAAAGUAAUCACAAUUUUAGGUUCCUCUCUGAGCUAAAAUAAUUUAAAAAGUUCUAAAUCGCUGUUUUAGUCUCACAUAUUUAUUUAAACUGGCUUAAUUAUCCUAAAAUGUCAUCAUAUCUAAUACUAGCAUGCUUGGUUAUUUAUAUUUGAUCCAGUUUUCACAACAGUCACAAAUAUUUUGUUUUCAUUUCCACUCUAAAUAUCUAACUGAACAUUUAUUCAUUCUAACCUGCGUUAAGUCACAUUUGCAAAUUAUUCUUUUAUUGGCUUGGUCGUCCAUUUAUGAACCUGGAGAUUGAAAAGAAAUUUGGACUCAUUCAUCUCUGCUAUUUAAAGGUUAUUUCCUAUUUUUCCUAUUUUUUGAAUGCAUCACUUGCUAUUAGAUUAUACAUAAUAUGUUAUACAUUUAUGCAAUAUACAACACAAAUCAUAUGUGUUUCAGAUGUCCUGCUACACAUCAUUUGUCAUAUGUUUUAAGAUUUUCCCAAUUUUUCCCAAUUCUUGUCUUUAUUUGUAAAGAGUAGAGAGACUUA
Xyrauchen texanus (razorback sucker) is the source of this 3045-nucleotide messenger RNA. RefSeq lists its product as uncharacterized. NCBI's taxonomy places the organism in Eukaryota, Metazoa, Chordata, Actinopteri, Cypriniformes, Catostomidae. The record is from RefSeq and is a predicted model, not a curated record. Gene Ontology annotation, biological process: myelination. Bases 153 to 1526 code for a protein of 457 amino acids. The transcript has 13 exons.